Messenger RNA from Nilaparvata lugens (brown planthopper), 2001 nucleotides. Its product is annotated as protein CLP1 homolog. Gene Ontology annotation, cellular component: nucleus; mRNA cleavage factor complex. Bases 184 to 1482 code for a protein of 432 amino acids. NCBI's taxonomy places the organism in Eukaryota, Metazoa, Arthropoda, Insecta, Hemiptera, Delphacidae. Gene Ontology annotation, molecular function: polynucleotide 5'-hydroxyl-kinase activity. The record is from RefSeq and is a predicted model, not a curated record. The transcript is spliced from 8 exons. Gene Ontology annotation, biological process: tRNA splicing, via endonucleolytic cleavage and ligation.
UCAAAAGGCGGCAACAAGCGGUUUUUGGUUAUGUCGUUUAUCGUUUCUCUUUCGUUCAUCCCUUCGUAGUGAGGUUAUGUUGUAAAAUUUGCUUAAUAUCUACAAUAGUAUCGCCAAAUAAAUUCUGCAUUCAAUUGUGAUUUUACUUGUUGACAAGACAGAUUACCUCAUUCCAACUUCAGUAUGGGUGAUGAGGAGUGUGAGAUGCGAGUAUUCAAACUCGAUAAGGAUUGUGAACUGCGUUUUGAAAUUGAAAACAAUAAUGAAACAGUCGUUCUUGAGGUUAAAGCUGGAUUGGCCGAAAUUUUCGGCACCGAACUGGUGAAAGGCAAGCCGUACCAUUUCACAACAGGAGCCAAAAUUGCUGUGUUCACCUAUCAUGGCUGCACUAUUGAAUUGAAAGGCCGCAAAAAUAUCAGCUACAUUUCAAAGGAAACACCUAUGAUGACGUACCUCAACUGUCACGCAUGCCUGGAUAAGCUUCGCGAGAAGGCGGAGCUUGAGGCAGGCGGAGGGAGGGGGCCUGUGACGAUGGUGGUGGGGCCGGCCGAUGUGGGCAAGUCUACCGUCUGCCGCAUCCUGCUUAACUACGCUGCCCGCUGUGGUCGGCGACCUGUCUUCGUCGACCUCGACAUCAGCCAGGGCUCCAUAUCUGUGCCUGGCACUAUGGGUGCUAUCCUAGUGGAGCGACCAGCCUCACUAGAGGAGGGUGGCUUCUCACAGCAAGCGCCCCUCGUGUUCAACGUUGGCAGUAUCAAGAUGCAGUCUAAUCUCCCGCUCUGCAACAUCAUCACAUCCCGGUUGGCUGAGGUUGUGCAGGAGCGGCUGCAUUCCAACAAGAAAGCGUGUGCUUCGGGCAUAAUAGUGAACACGGCGGGGUGGAUCAAGGGUGACGGCUACAAGCAUCUGUGCCACGCGGCUCAGGCCUUCGAGGUGGAUGUUGUCCUAGUUCUUGACCAGGAACGCCUCUACAACGAACUUGUGCGAGAUCUGCCCAAAUUUGUGCGUGUUUUGCUGCUGCCCAAGAGUGGCGGGGUGGUGGAACAAAACCAGAGCUCCCGACAGGAGACGCGUGACAAGAGGGUGCGCGAGUACUUCUACGGAGUGAGCAACCCUAAGGGGGUAGGGGGGGCAAUACUGCACCCGCACUCGUUCGACGUGAAGUGGUCCGACCUCAAGAUCUUCAAGAUAGGAGCACCCUCGCUCCCCGACUCCUGUAUGCCACUAGGCAUGAAGGCCGAGGAUAAUAUGACCAAGCUGGUUGCUGUACAGCCAGGUCCUAACCUGUUGCACCAUUUACUAGCUGUCAGUUUUGCAUCUUCGGCGGAAGAAGAUGUCAUCAAUUCCAAUGUGGCCGGUUUCAUUUGUGUGACCGCUGUAGACACAGAUAAACAAACACUGACCAUCCUAUCACCUCAACCACGACCUCUACCGGCCACUGUUCUCAUCUUGUGUGACAUACAGUUCAUGGAUAACAACUAAUAAUACGCAUUUUCAGCAAAAGAUUUCGGUCAGCUGCUCAGAAAUCCAAAUGAAUUUAACCACCGUAAAUAACGGCAUCCAUUGGAACAAAUACAAGAAAAUAACAAGUCUGCAGUCUAAGCUAAACAAAACACUAUAAUGUUUAAUAAAAUGUGAAAAAUAAAAAAAAAUGUUGAAAACUCAUAUAACCCACCGAUGGUGUGAGCCAUUUAUAAACCCAAAGUUAUAGUGAUCGUAUAUAAGCUAUUGUGUCAUAUGAAUUUCUUUUGUAAUUUUCUAAUUCAAGCUUCCAAAACUGUCCUUUUCGCUGUAAUUUAGUGAAUAAAAUCAAGCUAUUGUAAGAUUUACUUUAAACUAUGCUUUUUUGUAUGAUAUGUUGUCAGUUUAUGUAUAAUCUCGAUAUAUGUAUCCCACUUGUUUCAAGUGUACUUGAUCUCUUAUUUACAUGUAAGGACUUUAUAAAAAGAUCUAGAAAUCAAAUAAGUGUUUUUUGGAAAUAAAAAAGUUAUCAUACGUAAA